CGGCUCUCUCAUUUAGCAUCUUCUUAUCCAAAUCCAUUUUAUUCAGCCCUUGGCAUAUUACUCAGUAUUGCAAAACGCAGAGCGGCAUAACGAGUAAGAGAAGUCGAGUGUGUUGAAGCGUGAUUUGUUAUGGCGACCAAUGCGUUGGUGAUGAAGGCGGCCAUGGCACCACACCCAUUUCACUCCAUAGCCAAACCAGAUGCGCUUGGAAGAAGAAUGCCGGCCAUCAGUGGGAGAUUGAUAGGCGGCUCUGGCAGUAUUGCAGUGAAAAGCUCAACGCAGAGGAGAAAGCAGAGGUUGUUGGUCAGAGCUGCGGCGAAGGACAUCAUGUUCGACCAGGAUUCUCGUGCAGCUAUGCAGGCUGGUAUUGAUAAACUAGCCGAUGCCGUGGGUGUUACAUUGGGGCCUCGAGGGCGGAAUGUUGUGUUGGACGAAUUUGGGAUGCCGAAGGUGGUAAAUGACGGAGUCACCAUUGCUCGCGCCAUUGAGCUUCCUAACCCCAUGGAGAAUGCAGGGGCUGCUUUAAUCCGAGAGGUUGCUAGUAAGACAAAUGACUCAGCUGGUGAUGGGACAACAACUGCUUCUAUUUUGGCACGGGCGAUCAUAAAGCUAGGACUUCUAAAUGUUACGUCUGGAGCAAACCCAGUAGCUGUCAAGAAAGGAAUUGACAAGACGGUACUGGGUCUUGUGGAGGAGCUGGAGAAGAAGGCCAGGCCUGUUAAAGGUCGAGAUGACAUCAAAGCUAUAGCAACAAUCUCUGCUGGGAACGAUGAUUUUGUUGGAACCAUGAUCGCUGAUGCAAUUGAUAAGGUUGGCCCAGAUGGGGUUUUAUCUAUUGAGUCUUCAUCCUCAUUUGAGACCACGGUUGAAGUUGAGGAAGGGAUGGAGAUUGACAGGGGUUAUAUAUCUCCCCAAUUUGUGACAAAUCCAGAAAAAUUGAUUGUAGAAUUUGAAAAUGCUCGAGUCUUGGUCACUGAUCAAAAAAUUAGCACCAUCAAGGAUAUUGUGCCUGUACUGGAAAAAACCACUCAGUUGAGAGCACCUUUACUUAUAGUAGCAGAAGAUCUUACAGGGGAGGCAUUGGCUACAUUGGUUGUCAAUAAAUUAAGAGGAGUAAUUAACGUUGCUGCUAUUAAAGCUCCUAGCUUUGGAGAGAGACGGAAGGCUGUUCUCCAAGAUAUUGCUAUUCUCACCGGUUCGGAGUUCAUAGCUGCUGAUUUGGGCAUGAAGGUCGAGGAUGCCACAGAGGAGCAGCUUGGAAUUGCAAGAAAAAUAACUAUAACUAAAGACACAACAACCAUUAUAGCUGAUGCUGCAUCCAAAGACGAAAUUCAAGCAAGAAUUGCUCAACUUAAGAAAGAAUUGGCAGAGACAGAUUCUGUCUAUGACACAGAAAAAUUAUCAGAAAGAAUUGCAAAGUUGUCUGGAGGAGUUGCUGUUAUCAAGGUUGGAGCUGCAACAGAGACCGAACUCGAAGAUAAAAAACUCAGGAUCGAGGAUGCCAAAAAUGCCACCUUUGCAGCCAUUGAGGAAGGGAUUGUUCCGGGAGGAGGAGCAGCUUAUGUUCAUUUAUCGACAUUUGUAACAGCAAUAAAACAAUCCAUGGAAGAUCCAGAGGAGAGACUUGGUGCUGAUAUUAUACAAAAGGCACUUUUGGCCCCAGCUGCAUUAAUUGCAGAUAAUGCGGGUGUUGAAGGUGAUGUUGUGGUUGAGAAACUUCUAUCAAGUGAAUGGGAGAUCGGAUAUAAUGCAAUGACGGACAAAUAUGAAAACCUUCUUGAUGUUGGUGUGAUAGACCCUGCUAAAGUAACGAGGUGUGCACUGCAAAAUGCUUCUUCUGUUGCCGGUAUGGUUCUGACAACCCAGGCAAUUGUUGUAGAAAAGCCUAAACCGAAAUCUGCAGCUCCUGCAAUGCCAGGAGGUAUGACCAUUUAGACAUUUAAUUUAGAAUGUUGAAAAAUAGAAGUGGGAACUGGGUGUAUGUUUCCACUCACUGAAACAUUCAAGUGCUUCUCAGAAGAUGAGAGGCUUCUCAAUUUUGGGAGAGAAUAUAAUAUAUACAAAUCAUUUGUGAUUUGUGUAGCAAGAGAAUUAUUAGAGUAUUCGAAAGCAAUCAAUUAUCCUUACUGGUGGUCUCAUUGUUAUUCCCUGUAUUCCUAGUUUCCUACAGAUUCAUGAACAUUUAGUUUCACUUGAAGGCACAUGGUCUUGCAAUAAAAAAAUUACUGCUUGGUGAGAGGUUUA
Cryptomeria japonica (Japanese cedar) is the source of this 2244-nucleotide messenger RNA. RefSeq names its product ruBisCO large subunit-binding protein subunit alpha. The record is from RefSeq and is a predicted model, not a curated record. The coding region runs from base 130 to 1935 and encodes 601 amino acids. Lineage: Eukaryota; Viridiplantae; Streptophyta; Pinopsida; Cupressales; Cupressaceae. Gene Ontology annotation, molecular function: ATP binding; ATP-dependent protein folding chaperone. Gene Ontology annotation, biological process: protein refolding. The transcript is spliced from 9 exons.